AUUUAAAGUAUGAAUAAAGAUUAAAAACCUUAAAAGCCAUUACCUAAAUCAGACAUGGAAGUUCUAAAAUAAUACCAUCAAUUUGUUAGAGAUGACGAAGAAGAUAUUGAUCCAAAGUUAAGUACAAACGAUGACUAUGGCAGGAUGAUUGCAAGAAAAUAUUAUGAUAAACUCUAUAAGGAAUACGCUAUCAUUGAUUUAUCACAGUAUAAAACUGGAAAGUAUGUAAAUAUAAUAAUUGCUAGGAUUGGGAUGAGAUGGAGGACUGAACCAGAAGUAAUGAAUGGCAAGGGAGAAACAAUUUGUGGGAACAAAGUAUGCACAAAAGACAAGGAAUUAAGUACCUGGGAAUUGAAUUUUCAAUAUAAAGAAAAUUAAGAAGUAAAGAAUACUCUAGUCAAAGUGAAGUGUUGUCAUAGUUGCAGUCAAUAAUUGAAUUACAAAGUAUUUAAUUAUUUGUGUGCUUUUUAAAUAGAAACUUCACAAAUAGGUAAAAGAGUACUCAGAGGAAGAGAUUAGGCAUUUGUUGGCGAAGUUAGAAGAGAAAAAGAAGAAACUAAAACAAGAAGAAGAUUCUUGAAUAUUAAAAUUAUUAAUUAAAUUAUUAUGCAAUCUAAUUACAAAAUUGAAGGUCGUAAGAGCCCAAAAACGAUCGUAGGACUAGAGUAGAAAAUCAACCAAUAUUUUUCCAACAAAAUCCAAGAAAAAUAAAUAGUAGCUGAUAUAAUAUCUCGGCCUUAGUUAGAAGAAAUAAUUCCAUGUAGUAUAAAAGUGAAUAUCAGUUAGUGAA
This is a messenger RNA of Paramecium octaurelia, 790 nucleotides long. The record is from the annotation of a GenBank genome assembly. Lineage: Eukaryota; Ciliophora; Oligohymenophorea; Peniculida; Parameciidae.